Molecule: messenger RNA, 642 nt
Organism: Rotaria socialis
Lineage: Eukaryota; Metazoa; Rotifera; Eurotatoria; Philodinida; Philodinidae
Source: the annotation of a GenBank genome assembly
AUGCUUUCAGUAACCAUUUUACUGUUCGUUACGGUGUUCUCUUUCUCUAUCACACGCAUUACCUCAAACAAAACGGCAAUUUUUCAUGUUCCUAUUGGUCGAUCAGCACAGAUUCAUAAUGUAAUACUAGCACAAUCCUUUCAUACUCGAUAUCAAGAACCUGAACAGUUUACGCUGAAUUAUGAUGAUGCAAUUUUUGUCAAAGUUCCGGGUCUCAUGUUUGUUGUGAGCCAUGAGAAGCCCACAGUUUACGAGUUACGCUUCCGAGGUAGUUGUCGUAUGUGGAACUCCUGGUAUCAAUUGUUUCUUGGAUUUAUGAUCGAUAACCGUAUUCUCAAUUCAAAUCGUCUGUUACCUAACAAUAAUCAACGCAGACGAUCUGUUGCUGUUGAUCUGGGGGAAAGCAUAGACGCCAUAGAUUCUCGAGCUGGUGGACCACUUAUUAAUGGGCCAACUGGUGGUUAUGCCUUUUUAUGUGCAAAAUUUGACACAGUCUAUCUUCCACGGGGUACGCAUGUCAUCGAAAUAGCGAUGCGUGCAACGAAACCUGGAACCACCGUGAUCGGAGGCGAGUUGCAUGUAAAAUUGACUCAGUACGAUCCAGACGCCGAUAUAAACUUGUCAUUCCCAGCUUCUCCUUAA